AUUUAUUUUAGGAUCAUUGGCCUAGCGCUUUGGCUUUUGGUGAUUUGGUCUCACUGUCUAAUAAUAAAUACAGCAAGUGAGCAAGUGAGAAAGUGUGUGUACAAAAUUAGGGUCAUAGUAAUAAGUAUAACAAAGGAACUGUACAAGAAAAGCUUCCAGUCUCAUAUUCCACACCAAACCAAUAACAAUAGAAUGCAAGUACAAUUGAAACACAUAAAGUAGUUUGCAAUAUUAUUAGUAAACAGCAUGUAUAGGACGAAUUUUGUUGGUUCUGCCGAUACUCAUUGGGAUGAAGCAGAGUCCACUGACGACGACGAUACCAAUACACUCAGUCACGCCAACUCGAUCCGUGCGCUACAUACACACCGGAAUGCACAUACAGGCACAGCUGGUAGUGAUGCCACACAACAUGAUCAAGGGAUAGAGCCAGCUCAAGUUGUAGAUGCUGAUGCACGUGGAGACGAUCAAUCUAUGAGAAGUCGACGUCACUGGAUUCAUUCGCUUGUACCCAGGAUACGUACUCGAGGGGGAAAUGGGAAGGCAAAUGUACAGGUAGCCAAAUACAAUAUGAAAACCGCUCAUACAAGCGGCCUUAAUUUAGCUUCAACCUUGGCACCGGGUGCACAGAACGGGACUGACGGACUAGAUACCAACAAUAAUAUUAAUGAUAACAGUAAGAAUGAAUCCGAAGUUAACAAACCGCCUCCAGGGAAGAUUCUCUGCGAUCUCCCUGAAACAUGGCCGCAUCCCGUACUAGGUGCACGUCUGUUUAACCGCUUGUUCGCAGACAAUCGCUUCUGGGCGUAUGUUUCUGAUUCACGCGUAACUCGAGCAUUGCGGUUUGGUGCAGUAAGUAUACCUGCAUAUUAUGUAUCUGUGUUUCCAACGGAACUCGGCGAUACUGCUAUUUUGGUGGGUAUAUUCUAUAUGAUUUGCACCUUCAUGGCACCGCAUGGAAUAGGUUCCAUCACCGCCUUAACAUUCUUUCUCUUGGGGUUGAUACUCGCGUAUGCAGUUACAUCGGCUCUACUAGCAUGCGUGCUCGCAGGAAGUAACGCACUUCUGCUAGUAGUAUACUUCCUCAUCUGUAUGAUAUUCGGAUUGUCGGCUCUGGGGCCGCUGGGGAAAAUAGGAAGGCUGCUACCAGUGCUGAUGAUUAUUGUGAUGGCGUCGCUGUUCUGGUCGCUCUACCCAAGUGCGGCGGAUGGAUUGAGUGCUGUGGUACCAGAGGAUACGGUUAAGAGUAUUAUUGAGGAGGAGCAACAACAAAUCACAGCAGCUGAGCAGGCUGGGAUAGUCUUAGACUUGGACCCUAUUGUUAGAGAAUUCGCCGAUACUUUAGUCGAAAUGAUGUCGGCCAACGCAACGUCAUCUGUCAUAUUUAACAUCCCCGAAUCCCUAGACAGCCCCCUCACGGGCAUUGACAUGAACGUAACAGUAGUCCCUGGUGCAAGUGUGUACUUCUACAUACCGCCGGGCUCCUGGGUGAUUAGCAAUGUUCUGUGGGGUGACACUAACUCGGGGCUGACAAAUAUCCGAACGGCCGUGGAACAUAUGUGUGUGGCCCUGGCGUUCUUUGUGGCGUGUUUCCUGUUACCGCCGUACAAGGGAAUGAAGAGAGAGGCUCGGCAUAUCAUGGGACGUGUGCUUGCCACAUUCACGACUGCGUAUUCAGGUUUCUCGCGCUCUGUCAACCGAUCCGAGCACGAUGAAGACUUGAACGACAAGUAUAUGAUAGGUCUGGCACAGACCAUCUUCAACGCACUGGCUGGCGCCAAAGCCCUUCUCGGGGGUGGUGCGGCGCUUGAUCCGAAUAUUUUCACACCAUCGCCUUUAUCGCGUAUAGACAAGCAGCUGGCGGCAGUUCUCGAGAAGAUUAGUGCCAUGUCUACUGAGCUCUACAUGCAUGCGGUGUAUGAGACCGAGGAUGACGAGGCCAGCGAGGAGGUACUCAGCGCGCUUGCAGAUCUGAAACACGCGUGUGGCGAUCUGAUCGAGAAGUGUGGCAUUGCAAUCUGUCAGAUACCCCAUCCCGGAAUGAAAGCGCAAUCAGAGUCGCUUGCCGAAGACCUAGUGACACUGGAAAAAAACCUACAAGAGGCGUACAGCCUGUACGAUAAGGUGUAUCUGACUGACUUGUAUGCCCAGCUACAGUCUGCAGACAAACGCAAUGGAGACAGGCUUAGCCCUGACCUGAAUAUCAAGGACAGGGCCGGUGGGGAUGAUGGCGAUGGCACAGUCGAGCGUCUGCUAGUCAAUAGUGUGGCUAACCAAUGCCAAGUGCGCGCCUGCUUCAGAGACAACCCCACGCGGCUCUCCGAGGCUGUGCGUGAUCUGCUACACGCCCAGUACGACUACGCGGUCAAGAAUCUGGUGCUGCCUGGGAUUCUGUGGUUGUUUGGGGGUGUGAUCGUUUCCAUAGCCAACCCCUUACUGCACCUGGUUAGGGCAAUUAAGGCCAUUCCGACCGCCAAAUGGCGGGGUGAGGCCGCGUGGUAUCACGAGCGUAACGUGCACAUGGUGCUGCGGUACAGUGUGGGUCUGCUGAUACUGUUUAUCAUCCCGCUCUAUAGUGUCACAUUUCGCACCUGGGUUUGGCCUGAGAAACAAGACACAGACUCAUACCUACAGUACUUGGCGGUGCCCAUAGCCAAUCGAAUGGAGAUGUGGAGUGUGCUGAGCUUCAUAAUAUGUUUGUUCCCCACCUUGGAAGCCACAACACAUAAGGCCUUGGCGCGGAUGUUCGGUAUCCUCAUUGGCUGCCUGUUGUCUUGGUUCAUUCUCUGGUCCUCGCAGGACGAGGGGUGGGCCAUAAUAAUAUGGUUGGCGGUGACGCACACGGUGACCGUGUUCUUCGCUGCCACUGAGGGGUCAGAGUCGGUCGUCUGGGUUAGUCCUGCGUGGGGCUAUGCCGCGGUGUCCACCCAGAUCUGCAUCACUAUCGUGUGCCUGGAAUACUGGCACACCCGUUCCAUCUACACCAUCGAGUACUUCAUCCUGUCCCGUUUCGCGGGCAACUACUUCGGAUCAAUGAUGGCCAUUCUCAUGGCCAUGUGGUUCCUGCCACAGAGCGCCGGGUUCAACGCGCGCGUGGCGUGUCUACAGACGUACGACCACCUUAUGAAGAGUCUGAGGGCGGCUGUGGAUAGCGUCGGCAGUACAGUGGAGCGUAAAGCCUCGGUCAUGUUGGCUGUAUACAGUGGGCCAGAGCUGGGUGGUCCGGAUGAUGCGACCACCCCAGCGGCGAGUGGAGAUGCAGGUAAUGAUGUCAGUGGCACACCCGAUGGAUGUGCUACGCGUAAGGACAAUACGUAUGUGGUUUCGCCUCAGACCAGUACGAGUACAACCAAUCCGACACAGCCGGCGAGAGACAAGGAAGGGUUCGCUCAGGCCGUGGCUGAGUUGGGCAAGGCGGGUGCCACACUGGCGGAGGCUCAGGAGUUGCUGGCCGAUGCGGGUGUCUUGCCUAAUGGCCCUAUAGUGGUUACGGAUAGGCGGCUAAACCAUCUGAGAGUGUACUUUGCUACGCUGUACCGCAUCGCCCAGGUGAUGGAGAAUGCCGCAGAUAUUGCGGGUGAGGAACGGACCAAGAGCGUGCUGAUGAAGCAAUUGCGGGACAAAAGCGGGACGUGGAAGGCUUCGGAUGACAGCAGCUCUGGUCCGGACAACGACAGCCAGAACAACUUGAGCAAGAAAGAUGGGGUGUUGGCAGCUAUGAUGAAGAAGACGAAGGCCAAGACAUCCAACACGUCCGAGUUUAAACACAACAAACCCGAACCCCGGAAGAAGGCCCCGCGCCGGGAGGUGUGUGUGCUACGCAUAGAUCCGGAGCUCAAGGAGGAGGCGUAUCAUGCACUGGAGGUGCUGCAGAUGAGACUCAGAGGUGUGCUGUGGGCUCACUCCGACUACGAUGCGGCUGACUUGCCGUUCUGGUCUGGGUUGACGCUGAGCGAUGAGGUGAAGCGUGGUGACGAUGAAGCGCUGAAUCUGUUGAUAAGCGCGAGAAAGCUGGGUGCGUCUGUGACGGAUGCCGGGGGAGAGGGUACUGGGGCACUGAAGGUUGUAGAUACACACACAGGCAAACGCGCCAGGAGUGUCAGUGUGCGGAGCGAUCACCUCCGGUCACGAAAGGACAUCGUGAACGACAGCUUGUGUCUCAAAGUGGAUGUGGAACACCGUGCCUUCAUGAACAUGUCGCUGCAGGAGCUUAUUGACAGUGUGCACAGUACAGAGUCUUCUGAUUUGGUGUACUUUGCGCUGAGCCUGGCCCGGUUCGAGGACUAUUCGGGGUUGAUCCUGCAGGCGUAUAGUCGUCUACAGCCGGAGAGUGAAAUGCCGUACUUGCAAGACUUGUUUACAAUACGGAAUGCUAGGUCCAGACGCUUUAUUAAAGCUCUCAAAACUAGUGAAGGGGCUAUGAAGUGCUGAGGAAGGGUGUAUGAGGUGAUAGGGUACCUCGGAAUAAGAGUAGAUUAGUAUAUAUAUAUAAGAAAGUACAGUGUAAUACUCGCACAAAAUAAAACAUAGGUGAAUGAUAUGCAACUCCUCCUGUUCGUGCAA
Molecule: messenger RNA, 4560 nt
Organism: Sphaeroforma arctica JP610
Lineage: Eukaryota; Ichthyosporea; Ichthyophonida
Exons: 7
Coding region: 247-4428 (1393 amino acids)
Source: RefSeq, a predicted model, not a curated record